AUGGCGCAGACUUGGUUCCAUGCCAUGACCAGCAGCGGCAGCCUGGAGAUGUACAUGAAGAACCUCGAGUUCCAUGUUUCCAUGGAGGCUGCCAUCAAGGACCAGAUCAAGCACGUUGGCCGAAAGGUUGGUGUGGAUUGGUCUGCGAAGCUGCAGAAGCCAAAGACAAGCAUGGUGGCGUACAGCUUGCUGACGAGCAAGGUUUUUUCCAUCAUUUCUCUGUCUGUGGAGGCUAUGCAGGGCCGAGUCGAGGAUCGCACAGUCAUCCUGACCAAUUCUGGCACCAUGAAGGUGCCACAGCUGGAUUUCAGCGAGUGUAGCUGGGCCAACAUCGAGGUGUCAAAGGUCAAGCUGGACGUGGUGUGCGUUCCGAUCGAUGAUCCGAAGAGUACGGUGUACACAUGGUACAUGGCUGGCUCAGCGGAGACGCGGCGUGUGGAGACUUUGCUCAAGAGGUACAUGCUCAAGGUGUUUGGGCGCAAUGAGGGGCCCGUCGGGAAGUUCAUCCACAUCGAGAAGUCGCCCAUUGCGGCCGUGAUGAUGACAACGUUAACGACCAAGCGCCAGGCUGAGGUGAUGAGCGAGGUGGACACCGAGUCCCGUGCCAAGCGCAUGAAGAAGCUCAGUGCAGACAUGGGCAAUCACAUGGACGAGCUUCGAUGGUUCCUCUACGAGUACGGCGAUGCUCGCAAGGAUGCUGCUGGGAAGGUCGACAACUCUGCCGAGGAAACUGCGCUGCUGCGAGAUGCCAAGACAAUGGUGAAAAUCAUGGAUGAGACGAUGGGCGGAGCCGGCAAUGUGGCAGCAGGCGCGGCGACCCGCGGAGACGGCACGGCGAGCGCGGCGAGCGUGGAGAGCGCGGCGAGCGUGGCAAACGAGUCGGAGAACGGAGCUGAGUGA
Messenger RNA from Symbiodinium natans, 900 nucleotides. Lineage: Eukaryota; Dinophyceae; Suessiales; Symbiodiniaceae. The record is from the annotation of a GenBank genome assembly.